Durio zibethinus is the source of this 2502-nucleotide messenger RNA. Its product is annotated as dihydroxy-acid dehydratase, chloroplastic-like. Gene Ontology annotation, biological process: branched-chain amino acid biosynthetic process. The record is from RefSeq and is a predicted model, not a curated record. Gene Ontology annotation, cellular component: chloroplast stroma. Gene Ontology annotation, molecular function: dihydroxy-acid dehydratase activity. NCBI's taxonomy places the organism in Eukaryota, Viridiplantae, Streptophyta, Magnoliopsida, Malvales, Malvaceae.
ACCAAUAAAUUUAUUCAUUCAAUAAAAAAUUGCCCCCUCACUCCUCCCUAAAGCCAGCCCUAUUUCCACCGCCUCUCACCCAUCCGCCGGUUAGCCCCACUUUCUUGCACCACGCGCCGCCGUGCUCUAAAACCCUAAUCAAUAUUUAAUCUUUUCGGGCCCCACACUAAGAUUCGUUGCAAUCUUAUACCCUUAACUAAGCACGUGCAUGGCACGUGUCUAGCACAGUAACCCUUUACAAGCAGAAUCGAAAAGGGUAAGCAGCUUUCGUAAUCCCCUACCUUAAACCCACCCAACCACCCACCCACCCGCCGCCGGCGCCAUGCAAGCCACAUUUCUAACCUCACGCGCCACCUUAUUCCCCACGACAGAACUAGUCGUCCCUCCUCCAAACGGCCGCCGAUGUCUCCGUAUAACUGCACAAUCCCAAGCAACGGUAACAGCUGACCCUCCCUCUCCGCCUACAAUAAAGCUCAACAAAUACAGCUCAAGAAUAACGGAACCAAAGUCACAAGGCGGGUCCCAGGCGAUGCUAUACGGCGUCGGAUUAUCCGAAGACGACAUGUCGAAACCCCAAGUGGGAAUUUCGUCGGUUUGGUAUGAGGGGAACACGUGCAACAUGCAUUUAUUGAAGCUAUCGGAGGAAGUGAAACGGGGCGUCGAGGAGGCUGGGAUGGUUGGGUUUAGAUUCAAUACGGUCGGAGUUAGCGAUGGGAUCUCGAUGGGGACGAGAGGGAUGUGCUAUAGUUUACAGUCAAGGGAUUUGAUUGCUGAUAGUAUUGAAACAGUUAUGAGUGCUCAGUGGUAUGAUGGGAAUAUCUCUAUUCCUGGUUGUGAUAAAAAUAUGCCAGGUACAAUUAUUGCAAUGGGGAGGCUCAAUCGGCCAAGUCUUAUGGUUUAUGGUGGAACUAUCAAGCCUGGUCAUUUUCAAGGCAAUACAUACGAUAUAAUAUCUGCCUUCCAGUGUUAUGGAGAGUAUGUAAGUGGAUCAAUAAGUGAUGAGCAGAGAAAAAACGUUGUCCGUAACUCAUGCCCUGGAGCAGGGGCUUGUGGGGGAAUGUAUACUGCAAAUACCAUGGCUUCUGCAAUUGAAGCUAUGGGGAUGUCUCUUCCUUACAGCUCUUCAAUACCUGCUGAAGACCCAUUGAAAUUGGAUGAAUGCCGUUUGGCUGGAAAGUAUCUGCUAGAAUUGUUGAAAAUGGAUUUAAAACCACGAGACAUUAUCACCCACAAAUCUUUACGGAAUGCAAUGGUUAUUGUCAUGGCUCUAGGUGGUUCAACCAAUGCUGUGUUACAUUUAAUUGCUAUAGCAAGGUCUGUUGGUCUUGAGUUGACUCUUGAUGAUUUCCAGAAGGUUAGCGAUGAGGUUCCAUUUCUGGCUGAUCUGAAGCCCAGUGGGAAAUAUGUCAUGGAAGAUGUGCAUAAGAUUGGAGGAACACCUGCUGUUAUGCAUUAUCUUUUGGAGCUUGGAUAUCUAGAUGGGGAUUGCAUGACUGUGACUGGGAAGACAUUGGCAGAAAAUGCACAAAGUUUCCCUCAUUUACCUGAGGGGCAGGAUAUCCUAAGACCGGUGUCAAAUCCUAUCAAGAAAACAGGGCACAUCCAAAUAUUAAGAGGGAAUCUUGCUCCAGAGGGUUCUGUAGCAAAAAUUACUGGAAAAGAAGGACUAUAUUUCUUUGGUCCUGCACUUGUCUUUGAAGGAGAGGAAGCUAUGCUAGCUGCUAUCUCAGAGAAUCCUAUGAGUUUUAAGGGAAAAGUAGUAGUCAUUAGAGGGGAGGGACCCAAGGGGGGCCCAGGCAUGCCUGAAAUGUUGACACCAACAAGUGCAAUAAUGGGAGCAGGUCUUGGGAAGGAUGUUGCAUUGCUCACGGAUGGUAGGUUUUCCGGUGGUUCACAUGGAUUCGUUGUAGGCCACAUAUGCCCUGAAGCACAGGAGGGUGGCCCCAUCGGUCUAAUUCAAAACGGGGACCUCAUCAGCAUUGAUGUUCAGAAGAGGGCGAUAAAUGUUCAGUUGACAGAUGACGAACUAAACGAGCGGAGAAAGAAGUGGACUCCACCUACCUACAAGGCUAACAGAGGAGUUUUGCAUAAGUACAUCAAGAAUGUGCAACCAGCUUCCAAGGGCUGUGUAACAGAUGAAUAGGCAGGCAGGCAAAUAGCCGAAAGCAGGCUGUUAAUUAUUAAAGAUUAUAGAGUGAAAACAGACGAGGUCUUUUGCAGGCAGCUUGGUCUUGGUUUCCACCUAGCUCUUCAACUUCCAGUUAGCUCCCUAUAUCAGCCAUUGAUUUUCAUUUUCCUUCCUCUCAUUCAGGGUUCGCUGCUUCUUUCUUAGACAAGUGUUUUGAUUUGUUUGUUUUCCUAAGCCUUGAAAAACAAUGUUAAUGGGAUUUGUAUCAUUGAGCAGUAGUUAAUAAACUCAUCCUCUGUAAUAUAAGUAUUUCAAAAAUCAGAGUGAACUGAAAACAUGCUUAAAUUUAAUGAAUGUGGGGGGUUUAACCUAAA